CUAAAUCGUGUCGCGCUUUGCCACCGCCAGGACGCUGUUAGAGCGGUGCAUUUGCCAGGGCUAUUUCGCGACUGACACAGCCGAUUACGGCUUAGGGCGCUUUUUAUACAUCAACGACAUUGCUGCGUAGCUUUGGGACUUUCAGCGAUGCAAUCGCUGGCGCCUCAACGAUUUGCACCUUGUGGUGCACCGGCUCGCGCAGCAUGCUUUCCACUGGCCUUUAAGCCAGCAAUCCGCAGCCAGGGGAAAUGCAACAAGCUGUCACGCCAUGGGCAAGGGCGUCGGGCGCUUUGGGCGGUGCGGGCAUCGGAGACCGAGUCUGGCACUGCUGACAAGCCCCAAGUCCCGGCAGCGGGACCGGCCCAAAAUGGUAGCAAUGGAGCUUCAUCCUCUGGCACCGGCACCAGUGGCAGCACGACCUCGAGCAGCAAGCCUCGCGCGGCGUCGUCGCUGGGCACCGAUGGCGACGACUUCAGCUGGCAGGAGUUCUUUAACAGCGAUCUCCCAAAGAAGCUGGGCGGACUGCUCGCGCUGCUGCUGCUGAGUCGCGUUGGUGUCUACAUUCGUCUGCCGGGCGUGGACGUGGACGCUUUCGCAGAGAGCCUCACCAACUCUGGUCUUCUGGGCUACAUCGAUACCCUGUCGGGCGGCUCGAUCUCCAAGGUCGGGCUGUUCAGCUUGGGCAUCAUCCCGUACAUCAACGCAUCCAUCGUGCUGCAGCUUUUCUCGGCCGCCUUCCCCGGGCUCAAGAAGAUGCAGCGUGACGAGGGGGCGCAGGGCCGCGCCAAGUUCCAGUACUACCAGAAGCUGAUGGCGUUCGCCUUCGCCAUCGUGCAGGCGGUGGGCCAGCUGUUCUACAUUCGGCCCUUCGUGGACGACUUCUCGCCGGCCUGGGUGGCGGGCAGCAGCACGGCGCUGGUGGCUGGCGCCAUGGCGCUCGUGUACAUCGCCGACACCAUCUCGGAGCUCAAACUGGGCAACGGCACGUCCGUGCUCAUCUUCGCCAACAUCGCCUCCGCGCUGCCCGCCAGCGUCGGCCAGCUGGUGGCUCAGAACGAGUCGGACGACCCCACCAACGUGGCCGUGUUCUUUGUGGCGUUCGCGCUCACCACCCUGGGCAUCAUCUACGUGCAGGAGGCGGAGCGCCGCAUCCCGGUCAACUACUCCAACCGGCUCUCGUCGGGCAACCUGGCGCGGCAGUCCUACCUGCCCUUCAAGGUGAACGCCACCGGUGUGAUGCCGCUCAUCUUCGCCUCCUCCAUCCUGGCACUGCCCACCGCCCUGGCGCGUUACACGGACUCCGCGGCACUGGACGAGUUCUCUCAAUCGGUGGGCCCCGGUGGCGCUCUGUACGUGCCCUUCAACGUGGCGCUCAUCGUGUUCUUCAACUACUACUACACCUUCCUGCAGCUGGAGCCCAAGGAUUUGGCUGAGCAGCUGAAGAAGACCGGCGCCGCCAUCCCCGCCAUCCGGCCCGGCAAGCAGACGGCCGAGUACGUGACGCGCACGCUCACGCGCAUGUCGCUGCUGGGCUCGGUGUUCCUGGGCGCCCUCAGCGCGGCCCCGGCGGCGGUGGAAGCGAUCACGCACCUGACUGCCUUCCGCGGCUUCGCCGGCACCUCGGUGCUCAUCAUGGUGGGUGUGGCCACCGACACGGCCCGCCGCAUCCGGGCCGAGCAGGCCAUGGCCAAGUACCAGGACGUGGACAAGCUGUACGACAACAUGAAGAUGUAAAUAACUUUGAGGCUUAGCGCCAACAGUUGGGUUAGCGCUAGCAGGUGUGAUGGUCGGGACAUGGGCGUUGCGUUACAUGAGGCGGGAACGGCUUGGAUUCUGGGGGGUUGGCAGUGUGUGGCUGAGUGUUCGGGUUGCAAAAUUGCGUCGCGCUGUCGCAACGGGGGAUGAGGUGAUAGUGUGGAUGGGUGGGAGGGGGUGUUGCGGGCAGGUAUGAAGGCGGGGCGGGCUCCGGGCUGGGUGUCAGGAAGCCAGCACUGGUGCCGGCUGUUGCUGACAGGGACAGCCAACAUGCCAUUUUGAUUCAUGUGCUGGUGGGGGCACGGCGUGAGAGCACAAGCGCAUUGCCAUUUGCAAGUACGGCGUCGGGGGCGCGUCGCGCGCUGACGUUUUGAGCCACACGUUGGAGCCCUGUAAAUGCAUGGACAG
This is a messenger RNA of Chlamydomonas reinhardtii, 2163 nucleotides long. RefSeq lists its product as uncharacterized. Lineage: Eukaryota; Viridiplantae; Chlorophyta; Chlorophyceae; Chlamydomonadales; Chlamydomonadaceae. Gene Ontology annotation, biological process: SRP-dependent cotranslational protein targeting to membrane, translocation. The transcript is spliced from 10 exons. Gene Ontology annotation, cellular component: chloroplast thylakoid membrane. The coding region runs from base 148 to 1734 and encodes 528 amino acids. The record is from RefSeq and is a predicted model, not a curated record. Gene Ontology annotation, molecular function: signal sequence receptor activity; transmembrane protein transporter activity.